AGCGAAAGCAGACGAGCACAAUAAAAGAAAAAAUAAAAAGAGCAAACGAACGUUAAAAAGCGUAGAACAAGAGCAAGAGUGAGAUCUUGGAUAAACCACACACACACAAACGACGUGAUAAGCAAGAGGAAACGGGCCAAGAAGACUGGAGAUUGAAGAGAAAGUGAAAAACGACGACAACUAAUUCAAAGAAAACACACUCCGUCGACAGUCGGAAUUUCAAAAUUAUAUUUGAAAAUUACUCGAAAUUUGAAUUGGCACUAGAGGAGCCGCCAACCCCCCUCCACCCGCCACGCCACCCACACGGCCCCCCAAACAGCAUCUAACGCAGAAACAUGAAUGCCCUGCUGCGACAUAAGGGGACGAAUUCGAAUUUUGUAUUUGUGAACUUCUAUAAGCGAUAUCUUAGAACGUAUUGCCGAGCCUGCAGUUCGACCAAGUACACAGAUCACCUGCCUCAUAAUGAUUGCUCAAGCGGUGGAGAAGUUCGACACUCGAGGCAAACGCUAAGACGAAGGUCCCUUUCGUCCAUGGCAUUCGAAUCGUUUGGUCGCUAUCAUCCCCAGCAUCAAUAUGGCUAUCAUUUUUCUGGUCAUGGCUUCCGAGAUUUUCAUUCAUCUCGAUCCCUUUCGGAGUCGUCGAGUUCGAAAAUCGAUGUUACCGUUAAAAAGUUGAAGAAUCAACAAAAGGAAAAAGUCGAGGAGAUUAUGAAGGAGGUGGCUAAUGGUCAAGGAGCAGCUAAAGUGACAGCAUCAGCGGCCGCCACAACGGCUGUAGAGGCGGCGACGGCACAGGAUAAUACAACUGGUGAUGUUGCUAGCUCAGCCAGUGGAGGAGCAUCAGCUUUAACGCAAACUAGUGAUAAGGCUGUGGCCAAACCCAAGAAACCACUUAGUCAACGCAUUUGGGAGGAAUUGGUUCACUAUUAUCAUGGUUUUCGUUUGCUAUUCAUCGAUGUGGCCAUCAGUUCAAAGUUAUUGUGGCGCGUACUCAAUGGCAAGACAUUGACAAGGCGUGAGAAUAAGCAAUUGCAGAGAACCACCUCCGAUUUAUUCAGAUUGAUACCAUUUUCGGUAUUUGUUAUUGUGCCUUUUAUGGAGCUGCUAUUGCCGCUAUUCAUUAAAUUCUUUCCGGGCAUGCUGCCCUCAACGUUCCAAACGGCCAAGGAUCGACAAGAGAGAUUAAGGCAAUCGUUGGCCGUGCGUUUGGAGGUGGCGAAAUUCUUGCAAAAGACUCUCGAUCAAAUGCCAGUGCAACACAAGGAACACAGCAGUGAGGAGGCCAAACAAUUUGAGGCCUUCUUUCGGAAGAUACGAAAUCCCAAUGAUCAUGUCAGCACUGAGGAGAUUAUAAAAUUUGCCAAGCGUUUCGAUGAUGAAAUAACUUUGGAUUCCCUAUCUCGGGAGCAAUUGGCUGCUCUGUGUCGUGUUCUGGAAUUAAAUACAAUCGGCACAACGACUUUGUUACGAUUUCAAUUGCGUUUAAAACUUCGUUCUUUAGCCACCGAUGAUCGGGUUAUUGCACGCGAAGGCGUCGAUUCAUUGGAUUUAUUUGAACUGCAACAGGCCUGCAAAUCUCGAGGCAUGCGUGCGUAUGGGCUGACGGCUGAACGUUUGCGUUUCCAGCUCAAGGAAUGGAUUGAUCUUAGCCUAAAUGAGCAGGUGCCGCCCACAUUGUUACUUCUGUCGCGGGCCAUGCUCAUUUCUGAUGAUAGCAUCACCACCGACAAGCUGAAGGAGACUAUGCGAGUGUUGCCCGAUGCCGUUGGUGCACACACCAGGCAUGCCAUUGGCGAGAGUGAAGGCAAAGUGGAUAAUAAGACGAAAAUUGAGAUCAUUCGUGAGGAGGAGCGCAAGAUUCGUGAGGAGCGUGAGGAAGAGCAUGAAGAGACUAUUGCAAAGCGUACAGCAUUGAAGGAUGAGCAACCGGCUCCCUAUGUUUUUACCGAGGAGCUGGUCAAGGCCCAGCAUACACUUCACCAGGAGGUGGCAGCAACACCCGAAACGGACAAAGGUAUAUCAUCCACCGAUGUGCAACUGUUGUCCGAUGCCCUGAAGACCCUGUCCUCCGAUAAACAAUUGGUAGUGGAAAAGGAAACUAUUAAGGAACUGAAGGAAGAGCUUCGGGACUAUCAGGAAGAUGUCGAGGAGUUGCGUGAAGUACGACAAGUGGUCAAGGAGCCAGUGCGUGAGAGUCGUGCUGCAAAGUUGCUGUACAAUAGGGUCAACAAAAUGAUUUCACAAUUGGAUCAUGUGCUAAAUGAUCUAGAGCACCGCCAGAAGCAGAUCAAACAGGCAGAUGUCUCCGAUAGCUCCAAUGUAAGUGGUGUUCCUACGUCUCAACCCGUAGUUGGUAUUGAUGAGUUGGUGGCUACCAUUAAACGUAUGAAAGAAACCUCCGAUGGUGAACGUUUUAAAGUUGUCGAGGAUUUACUCGUUAAAUUGGAUGCGGACAAGGAUGGUGCCAUUUCUGUUCAUGAGAUAACCAAGGUGAUUCAGAGUAUAGACAGUGAGGCCGUCAAUAUAGACAAAAAGCAGCUGGAGGAGUUCACGGAACUGCUCUCAAAACAGGCCACCAGGCGGCGCAAUGAAGAAAUCGUACGCAUUGAUGAUCUCAUGCUGAAUAUCAAGAAACUCAAAGAGACAAGCGACGAGGCACGUCUACGUCAUAUCGAAGCCGUUCUGGAUAAAUUCGAUGCCGAUAAAGAUGGUGUUGUUACUGUUAAUGAGAUAAGAAAGGUAAUGGAAUCUAUUGGUCGCGAUAAUAUUAAACUCAGCGAGAAAGCUAUUGAGGAGCUCAUUUGUCUGUUGGAUAAAGAGCAAAUACUUGAGGCAGAGCAAAAGAUCGAAAAGGCCAUUGCCAAGAGUAUGAAGGAAGCCGAAAAACUGAAAGCGGAGGUUGUAAAACCGGAUAAGGAUACGGCAAAAAUUGUGGAUGACAUACAUGAUUCGGCCAAAGAGAUUCACGACAUUGCCACCGAACUCGGUGCUGUCGAAUCACCCGCCCAGGACAAGGCCAAGGUGUUAAAGGUUGAGCCGGAUUCCCAAGACAAGGCACCCAAUCUGUUGGAUAAUGCCAAGGAUUUAAAUAAUUCAACUCCCCCCAAGCCAACGGAUAAUAAACCUAGUUCUGGUCGUCCAGCAUCCACGACAAAGGGAGCCACCGGCAGCAAUCAGUCAGGCAGCGGAGGGUCGAGUAGUAAUGCAAACUGCUCCAGUAGUAAAUCUCCUACUGCAGAGAGCAAUUUACGUGAAAAUCUUCUCCCUUCCAGUAAUAUAAGUCUGCCACCUACGAUACAACCGUCAACGACAUCUACACCCAAGAAGCCACCGACCACAAGUGCAUCGGCGAGUAUUUCGGCCACAUCAUCUAAUUCCGGCGCAUCAAAGAAAUUGAUCUGACCAAGUCAGAAGAAGAGUCUAUGCGGUGAGGUGAAGGGAGGAAACGAAUCCUGAAGCCUAAAAUGAUGAUGUGUACCUAAAGCCGAUGUGUGCUGAAAAAGCUCUGUGUGGAAGAUGUUCCAAAUAAUAGAAUCGAUUGAUUGGUUGUAUGAAAAUUUGUUACAACUUAGAAAAAGCUGUUUAAGCCCCUUUACGAAAA
Drosophila willistoni is the source of this 3600-nucleotide messenger RNA. It is a transcript of the gene Letm1, whose product is annotated as mitochondrial proton/calcium exchanger protein. Gene Ontology annotation, cellular component: mitochondrial inner membrane. Bases 336 to 3401 code for a protein of 1021 amino acids. The transcript has 5 exons. Gene Ontology annotation, biological process: intracellular monoatomic cation homeostasis. Lineage: Eukaryota; Metazoa; Arthropoda; Insecta; Diptera; Drosophilidae. The record is from RefSeq and is a predicted model, not a curated record. Gene Ontology annotation, molecular function: ribosome binding; calcium ion binding.